Molecule: messenger RNA, 1920 nt
Organism: Vicia faba (fava bean)
Lineage: Eukaryota; Viridiplantae; Streptophyta; Magnoliopsida; Fabales; Fabaceae
Source: the annotation of a GenBank genome assembly
AUGCCUGCCCUUGUCAAUCAUGGUGGUGAUGAUGAACUGUAUCCUGGGGGUUCGGUGGAGUUGGGGGGUAGGUUUGAUGUGUACUCUUCUCCUACGAAGCGAGCUCGAAUCAGUGUCCCGAUUAGUUUUGGAGAUCUUGAGGAUGAGCAAGAUCAUAAGUCUAGUGUCGAGAUUCUUCCUGACGAAUGUCUCUUUGAGAUAUUCAGACGGCUUUCGAGUGGAAAAGAGAGAAGCUCGUGUGCUUGUGUAUCGAAAAGGUGGCUUAUGCUUGUGAGUGGUAUAUGCAAAGAUGAAAUUGAGACUGUUAGGAACACAAUUUCUUCAGAUGAGAGUCGGGAAGAUGUUGAAGGUGAUGAUGAUGAUGAUGAUGAUGAUGAUGAUGGUGAUGGCUACCUUACGAGGCGUUUGGAAGGGAAGAAAGCUACCGAUGUAAGACUUGCUGCUAUUGCUGUUGGGACUAGUUGGCGCGGUGGACUUGGGAAGCUGUCUAUCAGAGGAAACAACUCGGUUCGAGGUGUUACAAACCGUGGUCUCUCGGCUGUUGCUCAUGGUUGCCCUUCUCUCAGAUCACUUUCAUUGUGGAAUGUGUCUUCUGUUGGUGAUAAGGGUCUGUGUGAGAUUGGAAAAAGAUGUCACAUGUUGGAGAAGCUCGACUUGUGCCAAUCUCAGUGGAUCACCAACAAGGGUUUGAUUGCAAUAGCUGAAGGUUGUCCUAACUUGACCACGUUAAACAUUGAAUCGUGUUCUAAGAUCGGAAAUGAGGGUUUACAAGCGGUUGCAAAGUUAUGUCCUAAUCUACAUUCUAUCUCUAUCAAGGAUUGUCCUCUUGUUGGUGAUCAUGGAGUGUCUAGUUUGUUAUCGUCGGCUUCCGAGUUGUCGAGGGUAAAGCUUCAGAUUUUGAAUAUUACAGAUUUUUCUCUGGCUGUUAUCGGCCAUUAUGGGAAGUCAAUAACAAAUCUGGUUCUUAGCGGACUUCGAAAUGUGAACGAAAGAGGGUUUUGGGUUAUGGGUAUUGCUCAAGGUUUACAGAAACUUGUGUCACUUACUAUAACUUCAUGCCAUGGGGUAACUGAUGCUAGCAUCGAAGCCAUCGGUAAGGGUUGUCAAAAUCUGAAGCAGAUGUGCCUUCGCAGGUGUUGCUUUGUAUCCGACAACGGAUUAGUUGCAUUUUCCAAAUCUGCCGGAUCACUGGAGAACUUGCAUUUGGAAGAGUGUAACAGGUUCACUCAAUCUGGGAUUAUCGGUGCCCUUUCGAGCAUCAAAGCAAACUUGAAAUCACUUACACUAGUGAAGUGUAUGGGAAUUAAAGACAUUGAGUUGGAAAUAUCUAUGCUUUCACCUUGUGAGUCUCUUCGUUCUUUAACCAUCAAAAACUGCCAUGGUCUCGGAAGUGCUAGUUUGGCUAUGAUAGGGAAGCUGUGUCCCCAACUUCAGCAUGUUGAUUUCACCGGACUUUACGCUAUAACAGACGCAGGCCUUCUCCCUCUCUUGGAGAAUUGUGAAGCUGGACUUGUCAAGGUGAACCUUACAGGUUGCUGGAACUUGACAGAUAGCAUAGUUUCCGCCAUGACAAGACUACACGGUGGAACUCUCGAAAUGCUAAACCUUGAUGGAUGCUGGAAUAUCACUGAUGCAAGCUUGGUUGCGAUUGCAGACAACUGCCUACUUCUCAACGAUCUAGAUGUGUCGCGGUGUGCAAUCACCGAUGCCGGUAUAUCUGUUCUCUCUGAUGCCAAUCACCUCAGUUUGCAAGUUCUCUCUAUGUCUGGCUGUUCUGAAAUAUCGAACAAUUGUGCGCCUUUCCUGAAGAGAUUGGGCCUGAACUUGUUAGGAUUGAAUCUUCAAAACUGCAUUGGAAUUGGCAGUAACACGAUUGAGUUGCUCGUGGAGAGUCUGUGGAAAUGUGAUAUUCUGGCCUAA